UUGGCCGCGUUCGCUAAUUAUAUGUCCGCUGUCCGUAUUGACCGGAAUUCGAUCUUAAGAACAGUAGCUUCUUGCGAGUAUGGUCCGAAGGCGCUGACAGAUCAAGGAGCGAGGCCGAAGCAAUCGAUAACUGGAAGCACAGGGACGCCGAGCACAUGGGUCUGUGUUUCGCAAGAAGCUAUUCCGCUAGAAUUGUUCGUAGGAGGGAAUCACGGCCCGUCCUGAUGCCGGACAUAUUAUUAACGAAGGAGGCUGACCUAGGACAAAAAAAAAGAGAAAGAAAAAGGAAGAAAAGCACAAAGCACUUACGAACGAAACGAUUUAUGGAUUCGGCCCCAGUACCGCGGAAAUGGCCCAAUAAGGAAAAGUUCGAGUGAGAGCUUAAUCAAACAGAAAAAUUGUUUGAUUAUUUAUUACUGAUACUACUAAUUCAUUCUAUUUUGCAGUGUUCCUGUUUUAUCAUCGUCGCUACGCCACGGCAAUAUUUGUUUAAUGCUGUUGCUUGGAAUCUAAUUUUAAUUCGAGAGCUCGAUAAUCGACUUCGUUGAGCGUUCGGUUGCAGUUGAAUAUGCUGUUAUUACUGCGACUGCUGGAGCCUGCCGACCAUUAAAAAACAAACCUUUUUAUAAUAUCCACCAGCCGCUUCGAGCGCUAUUUGUGGGUAAAUCGGGAACUGUGAUCGUCCUUAAAAGCUUGCUAGUUUAACAAAUUGCUCAGCCGAAGGGACUUUCAAAUUUCGAUCGGUACGCAUAUUGAAGGAGACAAAAGACGAAUUUUACUGGUGCACAGCGGUAAGAAGCUCGCAAGUUCGUCUGUCUAUUCGUCUACCUGCCUCUGAUCCUCUAAAUUUGUCCAUUUUAUUUCCUUGCGAUACAAGCAUCCAGCUUCUGUGGCGUCUGCGCAUAAUUCUAUGCGCCUCGUUUGAUUCCGAGCCGGUAACGCAAAUCACGAAUCGAGCAAUCGGCCGGGCCUGUAUAACAGCGUUAGUUUUGAGUGAAUGUGCAACUUCAUUUCGGCGAAACGCCUUUUGCAGAUCCCUGGAAGUUCGUUCACGCGUACCGCGUUCUGUCAUCGGCAAAGCGUGACGUCACACGUGACCACGUGACUGUCGAUUACGUCACAGGUGGUGUGCGCGGGACCAUGCGGAGACGCCAGCCGGCGGGUCCGGUAGCGCUCGCCCUUCUCGUGCUCCUGCUCCUCGCGAUGACGUCACGGACCGCGCAGGCCCGCACUGGAGCGCCACCAAGACCCUCAAGGCCCUCCAGGGGUCGCCAGAGUCAUCAGAUGGCCCAGCUACAGCAGCGCCAGGGCGAUCGUCAGGGUCAGGACGUCAAGCCGCCGCUACUGCUGCGCCCUCUGCCCUCGGAUGACCUUCCGGUCAUCGACCUGGUCGAGCCUGUGGGGCACCUGUACGACCCUGGACCCGAAGAUCUGGACCCAGCCAACCUUCAGAGGAUCCUGGCGGGGCACUUCGACCCAAAGUUCAUGGCCGUACAGAGGCCGAAGGAAAGCUACCUCCAUCCCAAUGGAAGCCUCAAGCCGGGCUUCCGGCUCAGGAAGGGUCGCCUGGUGCCCGCCAGGCCGAUGCCCCGAGAGCUGCAGAAGAUCCGGCUCAAGAACAUCGAGCUCCCCGGCGGGCUCCGGGUCCGGUUGGACAUGGGCCGGAGGCUGAGGCGCAAGAUGCGCCAGCUACUCUGGACUUACACCUACUGCCCGCUGGUGUACCGGUGGAAGGACCUGGGCCUGCGCUUCUGGCCCCGAUGGAUACGCGAGGGCCGCUGCUACAAGAGCCGGCGGUCGUGCUCGUUCCCGCCGGGAAUGUCCUGCCGAGAGAAGAGCUCGGCGGACAAGACGGUGCUCCGCUGGCACUGCCGGGACUGGACGCAGAGGCGCCAGUGCCGGUGGAUACUGGCCACCAUCUCUGUGCUCGUCGAGUGCUCCUGCUCGUGCUGAGAGCCGAAGCGCUGGCGUGCCUCCUCGGGUCACGUGAACGUUUGAGACGGUGCGAAAGUUCCGUGCUAAGUACCGUUGCUGGAAACCCUGCUACGAACUUUUGUUUUCUCUGUCUAGCAGGGUUCUGACGGAAAUGUUGUCAGGAAGCGAGGCGGCAGAGUGAUUCGGUGUGCGUGUGCAGACUUCGAAAGUGCCCGUGAACAUCUGCAAACGACGUGACUCAGGUGUCCAGAACAAUUGAAAACCACGUGAUCUUGCGCACUCCGGAGGUGCUCGCUGCUCGAGGUGGUGAACUAGAAAACACCUGAUCCAGGUGCAUCCGACACAUGAAAGUCGCGUGAUCUCGCGUGCUUCGAAGGCGUCCGCUGCUCGAGGUGGUGAACAUGUGGGAACCACGAGACUGAGAUGUACAUAACACCUGAGAACCACGAGAUCUAGCGUUGCACGCAAAGCACACGUGAGCUUACCUCAACACUAGUGUCGGUUAACCACGGAUGGCAAGCGCAUGGCCAUGCACUUAAGCUCCGAGUAAACGAGAGACCAAGAGCGAUGCGUGCGUGUGAAUCCUCAAAUGUGCCCGCUGCUCGAGGUGGUGAACGUAUGAGAACUACAUGAUAUGUCGUCGCACCGAAAGGACACGUGAACUUACCUUAACACUAUUGCCGGUCAACCGCAGAUGUGUAAUGCAGGACCUUGUGAUUUCCUUAAGUGCCAAGACAACAAUGGUAAACUCUGAAAGUUUUCGCAUGUGAGAGCGGUUCGGUUGGACUUUGAGUGGACAGAGCCGAAGCAUCCUCGACAGAAUGAUGUCGCAUAGCAGCCAAGGGGUCUUCAGCACUCUUCGACGCUUGAGAAAACAGGACCGUGUGCGUCGACUCGGGCAUACCUUUUACAACAGCAGAGAUAUUUGCGUUCCAUUUACACGACGUGCCCACGUUGUCGGAAAUGUCGCGACUUGGUUGUACUUUGUGUACGAUCGUAUAUGUGUCGCUCAAGGUGGUGUCGUGACCAGCUGUAUCACCCGGAAGCGUACCGCAACAACCUGAUUCUCAUGGUGAGCAAAAUGAGAUCCGACGUGUUCCCUCAGAGUGGUCUCCCAACAUUAGUCGACGUUAGGCAAUGGUCUCUCCCCGGACAUCGUGAAGUGCGUUGAACACCCCGCGUACAUCAUCACUUGCGCCUUGGAAGGCUGCAACUAUGAAGGAAUAACUUGAGCAAGGCUGACGACCCACCCAUGUAUUUUUUUGUCUCGCUUUGUGACUGUGACUUGUAGCCCACUGCUUGCAUGGAAGUUUCAGUCCCUAACUGAAGGGCAUAAGUGCUGUCCGACUUGAACACUACAACCCUACUGGCGCGCCGUUUUUGGACCUGAUGUGAUGACCUAAUGUUGACCUGAUGUGUGUAUAACAAGUGGCCUGUGACAUUGCUUGAGGCGGUUUGAGAAUCGUGUCAUCCUUAUAAACCUGGGUCAAUGGUCGGAUAACGACACCUCUGCAAAUUUUGUCGGAAGUAGUUUUAUAAGAGUGUUCCGUUACAAAAACGAUCUGUGCCUCUGACGGCACUGGGCGCUUCUUCCUUGUCGUCCUCUCUCAAAUGUCGAAAGGCCCUGAGGGAUACAUUAAUAAUCCAGGUUACAGCCUGCUGUGUCAAGCGGUUAUAGUACUUAGGCGUGUCGUACGUAGGUGGAGACACGUAUACGCUACUGUACGCGAUUGCUAGAAGCUGGUCUUGUGGCAAGCUCGCAUAACGCAGCGCACCGGCUGGCUUCUUUCACGUUGCUUAACUCGAAGCACCGUGGCCCUGAUCUCUCGACGUGCUCGUCAAUAAGGAUACGUGUCAGCGUGUCGUUCUGUGCGCGCAACCGAAGACCUUCGUGUUUACCUUUUGAAAUCAGUGCACAGCUUACUGACACACAUAUAGCCAGUGUCCUUCAUAUAGGUACCAUGGCACUGGUGUUGAAGAGAGUGGGCUUGAAAGAACAUGUGUACUGGUGGUGAGAACACGUGGUUUGCGAGGUGAAUUGCACAACUGCUCUUCAGAAAAACAACUAGACAAAUGCAACGCAAUCGAGUUAUCGGAAAUUCGGGCUUAGGGACCUCGAAUAAAUGUAGGGAAAGCAUUAAUCAGUUCUGGCUGCUCAGCAUGCUGCCUCUGAAGACGCUGGCAUCCGGACUCUGUGCGAAAGUUCGAGCGUAUAGGAGACGAUUGUAGGGCGCAUUGUGGUUCAGUAUUGAGGCAAGAUAUUAGGCAUAGGAAACAAAUCCAGGUCGCUGAGACAUUGCAGUGCUUCAAGAAGCCGUGUCGCCUUCAUAUUUCAACCCUCACGCGAAUUACGGCUUAAAAUGUGAGCACGAGACAAUGCCUUGCUUGAGGACCCACGCAGUCGAUCGCGUCAGUUUUUGCCCAAGCCUGCGGGCGGCUGCUAUAAAAUGCCUUGCCGUACGCUGCUGCUUCGAACGAAGACAUACACACUUUGCGAUAUUUUGCCCUUGCUGGCCAGUUUCAGCGGAUACGCGUAUGAAGUCGCAGAUCCGAGAGGUUAGAGUCGCACAGCAGUUUCGGUAUGCAGGAACAAACAGUGCGAUAUCCCGCUCCUGUUGGUGAACCUCCCUCUCCAGUUCAUAAACUUAAGUAAUUUUAGGUAUGAACCUUAAGUCUUUACCCGACGAGAGCACCAUCUCGAAGGUAGCUGCUGCCUCGCUAUUUGCUGAUUACUGAAACGUGCUAAUUCUCAAAGGCUUGUAGCCCUUCAUUUCAUGAACAGCGAGCCUUUAAUCUUGGCCUUAACUAUAUUACUGACGAGCCCCUAUCACCUCGUCAGAAGCUGCUCAUCACGGCAGCAUACCAUACUUUAAUCUACCACGCAUGUUUUUUGUUGUUUUUGUGAACAGAUGAAGUGCUUAAAACAAACUGACUGAGUCACACACAACUCGCACGUGUUCAGUCCUAUCACAAAGUAAGUGCGAAUAAAAGCAUGCGCUUGUUACCAUAAGGCAGCAUCUUGCCGUGGGUCGUACGUUUUUGUUCUCAGGUUUCCUAUGAGAUUUAGAUAUAUAUAUAUAUAUAUAUAUAUAUAUAUAUAUACAUAGACAGUGUUCAACAACCCGUUAGUCUUGCCACAGCUACGCAAGCGAACUGCUCACGAUGUUCUGCGCCGCAACCUCUCUCCUUGAAUGUCGUUCAGUAUGCAAGGAACUGCGCAUAAAGUUUCAGACCACGAGAUUAGCUUCUUCGGACGUGCUACCAUGCAAUGACCUCAGUGCAAUUUCUCACUACCUCUACUUAAAGGUCGUAUCUUCACGUAUAUUACGGGGCGUGCGAGGAAUAAGUCCCCCAGUUAUCGUGGCUAUAUUCAUUCUCGACCUGUUUCCCUAGUUCCUUGUCAACCUCACGUGUGCCAUCCUUGAACCUGGCAGGUUACCCUGCUUAUAGCGAUGCCAUAUAUUACACAUUGUUCUCCAUGUUAUUUAUGAGCGUAAAUGCUAGUUCAUAACCUAACUGCGCUGUGGCGGUUGGAAUUUCCCUGUCUUGGCAAUCGAGGGCACGGUGGAAGCCGAAAAUCGCACGGGCCAAGGGUCACGUGAGUGUGGUAGGUUUGCGCUGCCCGCCCUGCCGACUGUUGUGCCAUUUGUGCUGUGACAAUUGUUUGUGCGUGCGUGCGAAAGAAAAGCGUUUCAAGUGUGCAUCAUUGUUGAUUUUAGUGGCACCAAAUAAAGUCUUCAAGAAGUAAGCAA
Dermacentor andersoni is the source of this 5687-nucleotide messenger RNA. RefSeq names its product noggin-2-like. The record is from RefSeq and is a predicted model, not a curated record. Lineage: Eukaryota; Metazoa; Arthropoda; Arachnida; Ixodida; Ixodidae. Gene Ontology annotation, biological process: osteoblast differentiation; dorsal/ventral pattern formation; negative regulation of BMP signaling pathway.